UUUCUCAAGGAAUAGCAUCAUAGGAUAAACAACAUGGACAUGUACUGUAAUAUUAUUGUGCAGUAUUUUAUUUGAUCUAUUCUGGAUCACUCUGUUCUCAUUUCCUCCUCUUUUCUUCUUCGUUCACUCUCUCAGCUCCACACCACAAUGUCUUCCUCUCAAAGAAAAUAUAAAACAAAAAGAGUUUUAAUAUUUCUGAUCAUAAACUGAAGAUGUAAAAACAUUAAAUGUACAUGUACAUUGUAAAUAGACCACAUUUCAUACCCAUCCAAACUGUUGAGAGAUACAAAUGAUACUGAGACAAAUCGACCCCAUAACAUAAAUUUUCACAUCUCGUUUCCCCUAAUAAUACUAAUAGAGCUCCAUUGAUUUGCCGUUCCUGUCAUAGAGACUAAAUGACACCAAGUUGAAGUUACAUUAUAAACUUAAUACAAGAUUCAGGGUUUUGGGAUAACAUCCAGGACUUUAGUCCAAUAAACAGCACCUCCCACUCUGCCUAUGGAUUAAACUACAACAGUAGGCUAUAUAAACUCCAGUACAUCAGUAAUAAUAAUCUGUAUAACAAUAGUGACCUCCUUUACUUGUAUUGAGUACUUAUAUUUUAAAAAUCAUCAAGUACAUUUAGGUCAUUUUACUUUUAAAGCAUUUUCAACAUAGAAAUUCUGUUUGUAAUGGCACAUUUUAAUAUUGUUGUAUAUUUGUACUAAAGUACAAGAUCUGGUAAUUUCUCCACCACAGCCAUAAAUUUCCAUUCAGUUACCGCUCCAUUACCCCCCCCACACACAGUUUUUUCUUGUUUCAUUUGUUAUUCAUUUUCUUAAUUUCCCCUGUAUGACAUAAAUAAAGUUUAUCUUAUAGAUAUUAUUUAUAAUGGUAGAAAACCUCCAACUGUGCGUACAAUUGCAUGUCUGUUAUUACUUCUUUUAUAAUAGAAAGUCAUCAUCCAGAUCAGAAAGUAGUCUUAUUGAAGGCUAUGAGUUACACCAGCUUUUGACACAGGGUACAGUGACUACCCGCUCAGUGAGGUGUGAUGUUCAACACACUUUGUAUUUCAAAUUUGACUGCACAUGUUGAGUUCAACUACUUCCUCUUUUUCCUGGUGAUGUCAGUGACACUCGACAAAGUUCUCACUUCGUCUUUGUUACGUUCAUUUACGGUCUUUAGGUCAUGGACCGUUGUUGCAGCAGUUUAGAUUCAGUUACCAUACAGCCAUAAAUUAGUCUAUUUACUAUUAUUUACCAGAUGGAUUUUUGAAAGGAGUUGAACAGACAUGACGAUCUUAACAACAUGCAUGGUUGGUUCCAGAAACUCUUGAAAUCAAGUGCAUCUUCAUCAUCACAACAUGAACAAAAACCUAAAGUGACAAGUGUACCGACAUCACCUUCAUUUACAUCAUCUUCUUCAUCAUCUUCUUCAUCAUCAUCUGUCUCAAAGACAGGCCCUUCCAAACCACAAAAGCCACCGUCAGCUUUGAGCUCACAGCUGAGAUGGAGACGGAAAUAUGACUUGCUUGUGUGCCACAGCCAUGCCGACAGCGACAUUGAAGAGGCUAAACGCCUGGUCUCUUUCCUGGAGGCUUCACCCCGCAGCCUGAGGUGCUUUCUGUGGCAGAGGGACGUCGCUGUAGGAGGGGCAGUGUUCACAGAAUUUUGCCAGGCUGUGCAGGAGAGCCACCUGCAGGCUCUGCUUAUCACUCCUAACUUCCUGCAGGAAGAUUGGUGCAAGUAUAUGAUGCACCAGGCUCUGGCGGAGGGGCCUAUGUCCAAUCGGCUGAUUCCCCUGAUACAGAACCUUCCCCACUCUCAGUACCCCCAGGAACUGAAGUUCUACAUCUACAUUAACCUGAGCACGAACACUGACAGAGGUUAUAGUCUCAUCAACAGGACUGUGCUCAAGUACCUGGAAGACAUGGUUAAAAAUGAGACGGCCCAUGACUGCAGCGUGGACAGCUCUAGCAAGGGUGGAGAGGGCAGCUCAUGAGAAGACGAGCUGGUCCCAAACAACGACACCGCUGAGACUCCAAUUCCGCUGGAAGUGAUGCACAAGAAAGAUAAACACGUUAAUGACAUUUGCUGUGAUAAUACUCAACCGAAAUGAAAGAACAUAAUGAAGGACAAGAAGCUCAGAGUGGAAAAAAACUUCGUUGCUAUUGGUUGGACUCAACUUUUUAGUCAUGUUUUUGUCACAUCGUGUUGUGCUUAAAAGGAAAGUUACACUACAGUGUCAUUGCUUAGACAUUUGCUAUUUUUCUCUUCUGGUUUUAGGAUGUUCAUGCAGUAACCAGGAAAUAUUUUAUUCCAAGCAACACAGGGUUUAUUUCCGGUAUCAGAUCUAGAGAAGUACAGUGUGUGCUGAAGUAGUUUGCAAUUGCAAACUGCUGUUAAUCAGCACAUAUUGUGAGAAUUUAUGUUUAUGGUCUUGUAGCUUGUAAACAGUAUCGAAGCCUAUCAUUUAAAUUUAGAAUAAAGGGAACUAAUGCACCAUAAUCCUCUUUUUAACAGAAUGAAAAAAUAACAGUGAGCUGUAAUAGAAAAAAAAUAUUUUGAUACAGAUAGUGUUUCCCACUAGGUGGUGUAUUUUCCUGUACAAACCAUUUGAGAGUGCCAGAGAGAAGAUGCCUGUCAUGGAGGCGUCACCUCAUUAACUCUACUUCUCUUGCCUCUGUGUCUGUGUGUGUGAGAGAGCGAACGAGAGCGAGAUAGUGAGACUAAAGGGAAAUACCCACCCAUAACAAACUGGUGAUUGUGACAUGACCUGAACUGAGCUGGACUGUAAGUAACAAUGGAGUGAAGCUAACAAGACAAGACACAACUUUGUGUCUUUCUUAAACAUAGAGGGAUAUCAGAGUGAUGGCUCUGGUCUGCUGUUAUUAAUAUUUCUGUCUGAGUUGUCUAAGCUCAACUAGUUGGAACAAAGUCUGAACAUGUUGAAGAAUUGGAAGGAACAGCCUUUCUCCUCCAUCCAAAGAAUCCAAAGAAUAAACUUUCAGUUUUCUGG
Messenger RNA from Seriola aureovittata, 2997 nucleotides. RefSeq names its product toll/interleukin-1 receptor domain-containing adapter protein-like. The record is from RefSeq and is a predicted model, not a curated record. Gene Ontology annotation, biological process: signal transduction. Lineage: Eukaryota; Metazoa; Chordata; Actinopteri; Carangiformes; Carangidae. The transcript is spliced from 3 exons. The coding region runs from base 1288 to 1980 and encodes 230 amino acids.